Messenger RNA from Panicum hallii, 1104 nucleotides. RefSeq names its product alpha carbonic anhydrase 7-like. The transcript has 5 exons. Bases 18 to 881 code for a protein of 287 amino acids. Gene Ontology annotation, molecular function: carbonate dehydratase activity; zinc ion binding. The record is from RefSeq and is a predicted model, not a curated record. NCBI's taxonomy places the organism in Eukaryota, Viridiplantae, Streptophyta, Magnoliopsida, Poales, Poaceae.
CGGCCACAAAGAGCAGCAUGGGUGCUCUAGCUCGCCGCCGCCACCUCCGCCACGCCGUCGGGGCGCUCCUCGCCGCCGCGUUCCUGCUCUCUGCCGCCGUCCCGGGCGCCAGGGCGCAGGAAGAAACAGAGGACGAGCGCGAGUUCAGCUACGUCCCGGGCGCGGCGAACGGCCCGGAUCGCUGGGGCGAGAUCAAGCCGUCGUGGGCCAACUGCAGCCACGGCCGGAUGCAGUCCCCCAUCGACCUCUCCCACGACCGCGCCACGCUGGUGCGCUCCCUCGGCUGCCUCGACUACUCCUACCGCCCCGCCGAGGCCACCAUGGUCAACCGCGGCCACGACAUCACGGUGAGGUUCAGCGGCGACGCCGGGAGGCUGGUGAUCAACGGCACGGCGUACCGCCUGCGGCAGCUGCACUGGCACACGCCCAGCGAGCACACCGUCGACGGCCGCAGGUACGACAUGGAGCUGCACCUGGUGCACGAGAGCGCCGAGAACAAGGCCGCCGUGAUCGGCAUGUUCUACGAGGUCGGCGCCGCCCCCGACCCAUUCCUGAAGAAGCUGGAGCCCGCCAUCAAGCGCGUCAGGGACACGCGGGACCGGGAGGAGCCCAUCGGGUUGGUCGACCCCAGCGGGGCGCGCGCCACCGGCAGCGUGUACUACCGCUACAUGGGCUCCCUCACCACGCCGCCCUGCACCGAGGGGGUCGUCUGGACCGUCUUCCACAAGGUUCGCCCCGUGGACGGGUACCAGGUGGAGCUUCUCAGGGAUGCGGUGGAUGAUGGCAAUAGGAAGAACGCGAGGCCGCUUCAGGCCGUGAACAACAGAGACAUCAGCAUCUUCCGUCCGAAUCCCUAUGCACGGGGUAAACAGUACUACUAGAUGGUGAUGUAUGAGCUGAUCAACAGGGAUACGUAGUGUGGUAGCUUAUUAUGCAUGGCAGAUGACGACACGUGUUGUGGUUCUCUCCUACUUAUCUGCCUUAGUUAUGUGACUAAAUAAAACACUGGGUCAUGUAUGUUCUCAUUGGUAUUGAGCUUGCAUGCAUGCUCUGAAGAAAUAAUUUACGUGCCCACCAUGUUGGCGUGGAGAUUGAUUUGAUUAA